This is a messenger RNA of Enhydra lutris kenyoni (northern sea otter), 654 nucleotides long. RefSeq names its product zinc finger BED-type containing 2. The record is from RefSeq and is a predicted model, not a curated record. Lineage: Eukaryota; Metazoa; Chordata; Mammalia; Carnivora; Mustelidae. Bases 1 to 654 code for a protein of 217 amino acids. The transcript has a single exon. Gene Ontology annotation, molecular function: DNA binding.
AUGAGGCGGGAAGAGGAGGAAGAGGAGGGAACCAGGAUGAAAGCAAAAGGACACCUAGAGAUGAAGGAGGAAGAGGCAGUGAGUGAGAAGGGAGAACUGGUUGGCCCUUUCAUGAGAGCCAUGCCCACCCCUCUGCCGCACAACAAGGGGACCCGGUUUUCAGAGGUAUGGGAGUACUUCCACCUGGCCCCUGUUCGUGCCGGCCACCACCCCAACCAAUACGCCACCUGCCGCCUGUGCGGCAGGCAGGUGAGCCGUGGCCCCGGGGUUAACGUGGGCACCACAGCCUUGUGGAAACAUCUGAAGAGCAUGCAUAGAGAGGAGCUGGAGAGGACUGGCCAUGGUCAGGUGGGGCAGCGCAAGGACCCGAGGCCCCAGGGGCCCCAGCUCCCCAUAGGGAUCGAGGGCGACUGGGCCCGGCUCCUGGAGCAGGUGGGGGCCCUGGCGUUGUGGGCCAGCCAAAGGGAAAAGGAGGUGCUUAGGAGGGAGAGGGCCGUGGAAUGGCGGGAGAGGGCAGUGGAAAGGCGAGAGCGAGCCCUGGAGGAGGUAGAGAAGGCCAUCCUGGAGAUGAAGUGGAAGGUAAGGGCCGAGAAGGAAGCCUGUCAGAGGGAGCAGGAGCAGCCUGCCUUGGCUCAUCCCUUCCAUUUUGUGUAA